UUUGACGACAGUGCACACGAUACCAAUACACGACAUUGCUAUCGGUGCUCAUCUCAUGGUCACAUCAUUGCGUGUAAAGUUUUAGUAAAUAAUAUAAAAUCAUGGAUAUCAAACUAGUUUGCCGGAUUUGCGCUAAUAAAAUAAAGGACAAGAAACGCGAAAGACAUUUGUUCAAAUACAUGCGCGGAAAGCUGCAUUGCCAACUGAAAAUGAUAACUGGUGUCGAGUUGUCUACCAAUCAAGGGUUGCCGGAGUUCAUCUGCGAGCGCUGCUUCUCCGAACUGGAUCUUGCUGUGAAGUUUCGCGAGCGUUGCAUCUUCUCCCAAAAGUACUUGCUGGAGAUGGUCAUGAAGACCACUGAAGAGGACCGCAGGAAGUUUCCAAUUCCGGAGCUCCACGAAAUCGAAAUUGAUGCGGACCAAUUGGAGCCAACCAAUAACGAUGACAUGGGGCUCUUGGGGUUUGUCGAAGGGGAUGACGUAGAGGACGAUGAGGAUGCCCAGGCGGCUGUGCUAAUCGCAGCAGAAGAGGCGUACAAGGCUGAGAUAAAGGAAGAGCAGAUGAGACGAGUAGCAAAGCGACGCCGUAACUUCUUUAUAUGUGAACAAUGCGGUCAGUUCUACGACGACGAAUACGCCUACAAUGAGCACUUGGAUGCGCAUCAAGAACGGAAGGAAAUGAAGAUGUUCUUCCCAUGUACAGAAUGCCCCGAAACCUUCACGAAAAAGACGGAUUUGAAACAGCAUCGCUCGCAAUGCCAUAAUGGCCAAUGGCGGCAAUUCAAAUGCUCGACUUGUGGUAAAGUGUUCGUUUCAAUGGACGCCAAGCUACGCCAUGAAAAAGCCCAUGAAAAUGAACGACCUUAUCCUUGUCUGCAGUGCGGAAAGAUAUUCUCCUGUGUUUCGGAACUAAGUGAACAUCAUGCCACACACACGGCCACAAAUAUGAAAUACAAAUGUGAGCCAUGCAGCAAAGGUUUCAUGACCGAAGCGCUCCUGGUGGCACAUAAGAAAUCAAAGAAUCACAAGCGCGCUAUUAAAGAAAUUAAUGAAGAAAUUGUAUGGGUAGGUUAGACAGUGAUUAAUCUUUGAAAUCAUUAUUCUGGAUUUAUUGGAACUAUUUCCUACUUAGAAUCUCUUUGAGAAUCGAAGUAUGAUUUUCCAUUUCAAAUUUGUAACUUUUUCUAUGUUUAAGGGAAUUUAAU
Messenger RNA from Drosophila miranda, 1204 nucleotides. Its product is annotated as zinc finger protein 17. Gene Ontology annotation, biological process: regulation of transcription by RNA polymerase II. The record is from RefSeq and is a predicted model, not a curated record. Lineage: Eukaryota; Metazoa; Arthropoda; Insecta; Diptera; Drosophilidae. The coding region runs from base 102 to 1073 and encodes 323 amino acids. Gene Ontology annotation, cellular component: nucleus. Gene Ontology annotation, molecular function: DNA-binding transcription factor activity, RNA polymerase II-specific; zinc ion binding; RNA polymerase II cis-regulatory region sequence-specific DNA binding. The transcript is spliced from 3 exons.